Funneliformis geosporum is the source of this 226-nucleotide messenger RNA. The record is from the annotation of a GenBank genome assembly. NCBI's taxonomy places the organism in Eukaryota, Fungi, Glomeromycota, Glomeromycetes, Glomerales, Glomeraceae.
AUGUUUUUUGCUAAUGAAUUAUCAAAAGCUAUUGAAAUAUUAUCAAAUGAUGAAUUUAGAGAAUUAUUCAAUAGUUUAGAAAAUGGAAUUAAUAAAUCUUAUGAAUAUUUUAAAAAAGAUUGGAAUAAAACACCUACAGAUUUAGAAUUAAUAUUUGCAAAGAAUUUAGAAAAUGAUAUUAAUUGUGGAAUUGGCAAUACUUUUGGUUUACAAGAAAUGUUAUUUU